Messenger RNA from Archocentrus centrarchus (flier cichlid), 1929 nucleotides. RefSeq names its product galactosamine (N-acetyl)-6-sulfatase (gene galns). Gene Ontology annotation, molecular function: N-acetylgalactosamine-6-sulfatase activity; arylsulfatase activity. NCBI's taxonomy places the organism in Eukaryota, Metazoa, Chordata, Actinopteri, Cichliformes, Cichlidae. The record is from RefSeq and is a predicted model, not a curated record.
UGAACGCUCAUAUGACUUCAGCACAGGAGUGUGAAGGAUGCGUGCUCUAACUCUAAUAACUUUCCUUGGAGCACUAUGUCGUUCCUUAACAGAAAAUAUAUCAUACACUUCAUCGCCAAACAUUAUCAUCAUGCUCAUGGAUGACAUGGGCUGGGGGGACUUGGGGGUGUUCGGCCAGCCCUCUAAAGAGACCCCAAAUUUGGAUGCCAUGGCAGCUGAAGGCAUGCUUCUUCCAAACUUCUACACCGGCAGCCCACUCUGCUCCCCUUCUCGAGCUGCGCUUCUCACUGGGAGGCUGCCCAUCAGAAAUGGUUUCUACACCACUAACGCACAUGCCAGAAACGCAUACACACCACAGGAGAUAGUAGGAGGUAUUUCCAAGGAUGAGAUUUUGUUACCCCAGAUGCUGAAGACAAAGGGCUAUGUCAGCAAAAUAGUUGGCAAGUGGCAUUUGGGCCACAGACCGCAGUAUCUUCCUCUAAAGAAUGGUUUUGAUGAAUGGUUUGGUUCACCAAACUGCCACUUUGGCCCUUAUAACAACAGCAUCAGACCCAACAUGCCUGUCUACAACAACUCUGAGAUGCUUGGCAGAUACUAUGAAGAGUUUAAGAUUGACAGAAAGACUGGAGAGUCAAAUCUCACGCAAAUCUACUUGAUGGAGGGUCUUGACUUCAUAUUUCGUCAGACUAAAGCUCAGCAGCCCUUCUUCCUCUACUGGGCACCCGAUGCCACUCACUCCCCUGUCUAUGCCUCUAAACGCUUCUUAGGGAAGAGCCAGCGAGGCCGUUAUGGCGAUGCAGUCAUGGAGCUGGACUACAGCAUCGGUCAGAUCUUGAACUCGCUGCGGAUUCUGGGUAUCGACAGUAAUACCUUUGUCUUCUUCACCUCAGACAACGGAGCAGCUCUUAUGUCUGGCCCCAAUGAAAGUGGCAGCAAUGGGCCCUUUCUCUGUGGGAAGGAGACCACCUUUGAGGGGGGAAUGAGGGAACCUGCCAUUGCUUGGUGGCCUGGACACAUCAAAGAGGGCUCAGUGACUUUCCAGCUGGCCAAUGUCAUGGACCUAUUCACCACCAGUCUGGUUCUGGCAGGCAUCAGCCCUCCUGAUGACCGUACUCUAGAUGGACUGGACUUAACACCAGUUUUGUUCAACCGCCCCCACACACUCAAAAACAGGCCGAUAUUUUAUUACCGUGGGAAUGAACUGAUGGCUGUGAGGCUCGGACAAUACAAGGCACACUACUGGACCUGGAGCAACUCGUGGGCGGAGCUUAAAAAGGGUAUAAACUUCUGUCCAGGUCAAGAGGUGCCAAAUGUGACUACUCACACUCAGAAGGAGCACACACUCCAGCCAAUCAUUUUCCACCUGGGGCGGGAUCCUGGAGAAAAGUUCCCACUCAGUGUUCUCACUAAGGAAUACCAGGAUGCCCUGAGCAGGAUCUCUGCAGUUGUGAAGGAGCAUAAAGAGACUCUGGUGCCUGGCAUGCCCCAGCUCAACAUGUGUGACAUGGCAGUGAUGAACUGGGCCCCCGCUGGCUGCGAGAAGUUGGGAAAGUGUCUGAAACCACCCACGUCUGAACCCUGGAAGUGCAACUGGCCACACUGAGAUCAAAAGUACUGCACUAGACACCAAGAUGAGGAAGUAAAACAUGAAGAUGUGCCAUGCCAUAGAAUAAUGCACGACCUCAGUAUUUAAAGGGAUAUAUUUUUCAAGACUUUGUGUUUUUGUACAGUCUUAAAGAAAAGCAGAUUCGACCAAACCAGGGAAAUAUGUUUGUAAACUGUGAUUACUUUUAUAAGGCAAGUUAUUUCUACUGUACAUCUGUGUGUUUUAAUGAGUCACUUCAAGUUCAACUUGUUAUGGAAUUGAAAAAAAGACAGAUUUUAUGGGUGGUUCAUUGGUUUUAAAAAAAAUUAAAAAGACUGAUUUGG